AUAUGGAGGUUCAUGAUACUAUUCCUCUUCUUUUGUAAAUGUUUGAUUUUCCAUGAUAAAAACAAUUAUAAUAAACAAGAGAAAAGAGACUGGAAACAGCCAGGUGGGAGCAGUGAGUGAGUGAGGAAAUCUGCUCUCUCCAGAUUCCCUAGGUUUCUCAGAGAAGAUCAGCACAAAGUCUGCGAGACCCUAAGAACCAUCAGCCCUCAGCUGCACUUCCUCUUCUCUGAGAAUGACAAAGGUGUUACUCAUCUACUUGGUCAGCAGCUUCCUUGCCCUAAAUGAGGCCAGCCUCAUCGGUCGCUGUGACUUGGCCCAGGUGCUGCGGAAGGAGGACUUGAAUGGGUUUAAGGCCUACUCCCUGAGUGACUGGCUGUGCCUGGCUUUCGUGGAAAGCAAGUUCAACAUGUCAAAGAUAAAUGAAAAUGUACAUGGCAGCUAUGACUAUGGCCUCUUCCGGAUCAUGCACUACUUGUGCAAUGUCUCUAAGAGGCACUUGGAAAAUCUUUGCCAUGUGUACUGUCAAAGUCUGACCAGGGCCCCAGAGUGGGAGAGGUGA
Molecule: messenger RNA, 559 nt
Organism: Sapajus apella (tufted capuchin)
Lineage: Eukaryota; Metazoa; Chordata; Mammalia; Primates; Cebidae
Gene: LYZL6
Product: lysozyme like 6
Biological process (GO): fusion of sperm to egg plasma membrane involved in single fertilization
Cellular component (GO): sperm flagellum; acrosomal vesicle
Source: RefSeq, a predicted model, not a curated record